Drosophila mauritiana is the source of this 596-nucleotide messenger RNA. RefSeq names its product bursicon (gene Burs). The transcript has 3 exons. The record is from RefSeq and is a predicted model, not a curated record. Gene Ontology annotation, molecular function: BMP binding; receptor ligand activity. Bases 16 to 537 code for a protein of 173 amino acids. Lineage: Eukaryota; Metazoa; Arthropoda; Insecta; Diptera; Drosophilidae. Gene Ontology annotation, biological process: animal organ morphogenesis.
AGUCGGGCCGACGAGAUGCUGCGCCAUCUGCUCCGCCACGAGAACAACAAGGUCUUCGUCCUGAUCCUGCUCUACUGCGUCCUGGUCAGCAUCCUGAAACUCUGCACGGCACAGCCGGAUAGCUCUGUGGCCGCCACCGAUAAUGAUAUUACGCAUCUUGGCGACGAUUGUCAGGUGACGCCCGUCAUCCAUGUGCUCCAGUAUCCUGGAUGUGUGCCCAAGCCGAUUCCCUCGUUCGCCUGUGUGGGUCGCUGUGCCAGUUAUAUCCAGGUUUCGGGCAGUAAGAUCUGGCAAAUGGAGCGUUCCUGUAUGUGCUGCCAGGAGUCUGGUGAGCGGGAGGCAGCCGUCUCGCUAUUCUGUCCCAAAGUGAAGCCCGGCGAGCGUAAGUUCAAGAAGGUCCUGACCAAGGCCCCAUUGGAGUGUAUGUGUCGGCCAUGCACUUCCAUCGAGGAGUCUGGCAUCAUACCACAGGAAAUUGCCGGCUACUCGGACGAGGGUCCACUCAACAAUCACUUCCGGCGCAUCGCUCUGCAAUAGAUCCCCCCAUCAGUUUAGCACUCAUACCCAUGCCCAUUUGCUCAUUCAAAUAAAUUAGA